Molecule: messenger RNA, 930 nt
Organism: Cannabis sativa
Lineage: Eukaryota; Viridiplantae; Streptophyta; Magnoliopsida; Rosales; Cannabaceae
Exons: 1
Coding region: 87-707 (206 amino acids)
Source: RefSeq, a predicted model, not a curated record
CCCCAAAAGAAAAACUCUCUAAACAAAAAUAAAAAACCUAUCUUUAUAUAUAUAUUCUCUCUUUGUCUAGCUUUACAACUCCAUCCAUGGCCGAUUACAAUAAAAAUCAACUCACAACAAUAAUGGAGUCAAAAACCCCACACCCACUUCAGCAAAUAGCCGACACACCAACCCACAAGCUUCUCCUGAAACAAUGGCUCAAAGAAGAAGAGUUAAUCCUCAACCGAAUUUCCCUCAAAGAGACUCAAAUCGACUCUGUUCGUAAAGAGAUCACAAUGCUCUACGUCUUCUUCUUCCUCUUCCACUCCAUUUCUCUAAUCCUCCUCUUCGACGCCUCGUCUCGCGGUGGCCCGGCCGGUGUACUGGCUUGUAGGAGAUCAUGGAUCCCUUCACUCUGCUCUCUUCUCUUCUCUCUCGGUCUGAUCUGGGCAGUUCGGUACAAGAGUGAAACAGAGUCUCAUUUGGAGAAAUUGUUGGAGAGAGAGAAAGAGGAUUGUAAGCUUUUGGGUAAGUGUGUUGAGGAGUUGAAGAAGAAGGGUAUUGAGUUUGAUCUGUUGAAAGAGGUUGAUGCUCUUAGAAGGGCUAAGAGUUUGAGAGUUGAAGCUAAAGCUGUUAAGAAAUGGUCUGCUAAGGAUUUUGUUACUCUGUUUUUCUUUUCUGUUUCUUGUUUUGUUUUAGCUAUCACAAGGGUUAUCUUGUGUAAUUAAUUAGAUUAAUAUGAUAUAUUUUAUUGGGGUUAUUGGAUUGGGUUUGAUAAUUUAUAUAGAUUUGGAUUCAUUGGUUUUGUUUUGCAGAAUACUCUGUUCUGCUUUAGUAGACAUGAAUGAAGGGAUAAGAUUACUUUUUUUUUGUUUUGUUUGGAUUAAUUUCUUGUAUCGGUAGGUACUGAAAUCUUAUUGAAGUUAAGUGUUUUUAUUUGAGAGUUUCAAA